Messenger RNA from Branchiostoma floridae (Florida lancelet), 2039 nucleotides. RefSeq names its product CBL-interacting serine/threonine-protein kinase 15-like. Lineage: Eukaryota; Metazoa; Chordata; Leptocardii; Amphioxiformes; Branchiostomatidae. The record is from RefSeq and is a predicted model, not a curated record. The coding region runs from base 230 to 1822 and encodes 530 amino acids. Gene Ontology annotation, molecular function: ATP binding; protein tyrosine kinase activity. The transcript has 10 exons. Gene Ontology annotation, biological process: protein phosphorylation.
UCUCGAGUAGAACAUGAAGUACUAUUUCGUAACGUAAUGGAACGUUGUUUCCCUGUGACGUCACAAGUGCACGAUAGGAACGGUUUGUCAUUUUGUGCCAAUAAACGAUCAGGUUGUGUUGCCCUGAAACGGGCCCUAAGGCACAAUGCACUAUUCUAGGUCACUGAGAACGUGUAGACACCACCACUACUGAAAACUUUCACACUAGCUCCCGAUAACAUACGACACCAUGUGGUUUGGAAGUAAAUCCGACCCAGAGCCGAUGAUCGAGAAGAUUCGAGACGAUGUUCGUCUGAGGAAGAAGCAGGGUGAGGGAGACUUCGCGCCGUGUAAGCGCGUGCAGGGGCUGGUGGCGGAGGGGUACGAGAUCGGAGAGGUCAUCGGAGAGGGGCAGUUCUCCAAGGUGCGGGUAGCCUACUGCCCCAAGAUGAGAAAGAAAGUCGCGGUCAAGGUCAUCUCUAAGAGGAAGGCCCCAAAGGAUUACCUCCGUGACUUUGCGCCCAGAGAGGUCUCCAUACUCCAGCACCUUAACCACAUUUAUAUGAUUGACAUCUACCGGGCCCUGGAGGACAAGCGCAGUGUGUACCUGGUGAUGGAAUAUGCCGCCAACGGAGACCUGCAUGACUACAUCAACACGAAAGGCCAUCUGGAUGAGGCGGAGUCCCGUGCGUUGUUCCGUCAGCUGAUCGAGGCCGUGGCGUACCUACACAGGGCCCGGGUCGUGCACAGGGACAUCCGGCCCGAGAACUGUCUGUUAGCCGAGGGGAACCAGCUCAAACUAGCAGACUUUGGCUUUGCUCGAUGGAAUCGGAACAAAGAUUUCCUGACCACGUAUAGCGGUUGCUAUGGUUACGCCGCCCCGGAAGUAAUAGAGGGCGAGGCUUACGACGGAGAGAAAGCAGACGUGUGGAGCAUGGGUGCCACACUGUUUGCCAUGCUGAACGGACGAGAACCCUUCCCAGACUCGGGAGAUAUCGGCAUCCUACUCAAUUCCAUGGCAGAAAAACUCCGGUUCCAUCAGAAGACUUCAAAAGAAGCGCGAGUUUUCGUACGGACUAUGAUGAGCCUGGAUCCCGACGACCGCCCAAACUCAGUCGACCUGCGCAAAGACGUCUGGAUACAGAAGCCUUGUCAAGUCACAGACACCUACUCAGAAAGCUCCGUCACAUCAAGUGUCUGGAAGGCUGACCUUGACUUAAACCAGGAACACGGACUAUCUGCUGGUCAGCACGGCUUUGAAGUCCCGCCCAAGACCGUGACCAAACUUCUCAAGUCUGUGGCGCUCAACAGCAUUGAUGACGACGAGACUUUGGUUCGGGUAAAAAAGGGGGUGGCGAGGAUCAACUCCCACGCGAUCGGGAUCAGUGGUCCCGCCGCCAGGAGAGUCAGUGUCGCCCUCACCAGUAACGUGGAUGUGAGCAAGAUUCCUGUCAAAGGUUCCGCCUCCGGCCAAUCUCUCGGGCGCAGGAUGAGCUCGAUGUUACGGCGUUCCUCUAGCGUUUUGCGCUCGGGCUCCCAAGUCCAACUCCCCGGCUGGGAAAUCAUGGACGCCAUGGUAAAACAGCGCCAGGAGGAGAUGGAGAGGGACAUGAAGAGGGUACACACCAGUUUCGGGGCACACUUCGCCGCUGCCGCCGGCAAGGCCAGGAGACAGAGCAUCGCCGCCGACCGGUUCGAGUCGGAGUACGUACAGGUACUACACGACAGUAUCUAUGAGAAAACCGGCUACGUCGUUGGAUCAGCGCACAAGAAAAUGGAGCGGCUACGUGGAAAGCUGGAGAAGUUGGCUGCAGUGGAAGAGACCCCUAGCGAGGGGUGCUGAGAUCGCACCGUCUACAAUAGCUAACUUCAUCUUAAACCAGUCCUGUUGAUAACCCAGUCCUACUGGCUUUUCAGUACUGUGUUGGUGCUCGCAAAAAAAUGCAAUUGUUUACACGUACAUGGAAGUCAAAGGAUGACAAAAACUACAUGCGUAAUUUUAAUGGUAUCUUUACUGAAUGAAAAACUGCAAAUGUUGAAUAAACAGAUAUAGCACAGUA